AUGCCCUCGGCCGACGCCUCGUCUACUUCCACCAAACCCAACGGGACCAGCUCCAGCCGGGAGGAGCUCGCAUACUACAAGGCACAAUAUGAGCAAUUAGAGGCCGAGUUGUCCGAAUUCCAAGCGUCCAGUCGGGAGUUGGAGGCGGAGCUGGAAAAAGACAUUGAAGCAUCCGAAAAGCGAGAGCGACAAUUGAAGGAGAAGGUGGAUGGUUUGAGAUAUGAGGUUGAUGAAUGGAAGACCAAAUACAAGCAAUCCAAGUCGGAGGGUGAUGCUGCUCAGAAUGUCUUACAAAAAGAGAUCACCUCGCUCCGGGAUACCAACCGAACACUACACUUGAAAUUGCGAGACAUCGAAGUGGCGAACGAUGAUUAUGAACGUCAGGCUCGUCAUACGACUUCAUCCCUGGAGGAUCUGGAGUCCAAAUAUAACAUGGCUAUUGAGAGAGAGGUCCUAUUAGAGGAGGAGAUCAAGAACGGGGAACAGGAGCGGGAGAAACUACGCAUUGAUAAUCAGCGUCUCCGUGGCGAACUGUCUGAGCUGAGGGUUGAGACGGAGAUAGUGCAGGAGAAGCUCCGCAAUGCGGAAUUGCAUGGCGGUCGACACAAGAAGCCGGUUUCCUUGUUCCGCAGCCCAAGCACGCCGCAGACUCCUGGGUUCUUCGAUCGCUCCCCAAGGGUGUCAACGGUGUCGUCCCCCUUGUUUAGCACCCCCCCCAUGAAACCCGCCCUACUCUCUGCCGCUGCAACUCCCCCGUCGCCGCCAAUUUCCGAAUCAUCUAAUAGUAUGCGCAAGUCUAUUAAUGCCACACCUGGUUUUCCCCGGCAAAAGGCGUCCGCUUCGAAGUCGCUUGGCUCUUGGUCCAUGUACGACACGAGGUCGCAAAGAAACAACAACGCCCACACUCGUGCAACCUCCUUUGCUCAUAGCACCGGCCGCUCCACCUCGUCCAUAUUGUCCCGUCCCAGCGUAUCCGAUGAAACCACUCGGCAGGGCGGACUAGCCCACUCCGGAUCCCUGUAUCAGAUCCGUGGCCUGAUCGGCAAGAUGCAGAAGCUGGAAGAGAGGGUCCAGUCGGCCAAAUCUAAGCUGCCCCCUCCUUCGAAUUCCCCAUCCCGUGCCUCUUCUCGCUCGGGAUCCGUAUCCGUGGUGGGAGAGAGUCCGGUUGCCUCGACGAUCACGACUCGAAGGAAUUCCCGCAAGCGGUUGAGUGGCAGCAGCCUCAGCUCGUCGAUUCACGGGGACGGUGCCUCGUCGUACCUGCCGCAAGGCCGACCGUCUUUUAGCACGCGGACUCAGGGGGACAGCCGACCGAGCAGCCGCACGAGCUACUCUAGCUCCUUCAGCCAGAGCACCCACCCCAGUAUGGCGCCGUCUACUCGCCCCGAGAGUCGUCAGAGCCGCACCAAGACGCCACUAGGACAUUACUCGACUAACCCGACCACUGAAAGCCGGCAGCUACGGGCAUCCGUCAGCAAUCCGUCCGGUCAAGGCCCUCCCGUGAACGGUAUGACCUACAUUGACGAAGACGCGAAUCUUUCCUUGAGCAUGUCUGUGCGAGCGAAGAUUAGCGAGGUCCGCGAGACCCGCCUGGGUUCGAUUUCCACUCCUAAUGGGCUGAAGAAGCGUACCCCUAGUGGAGUUUCUGCCAUCCCAGCUCCUCGAAGCUUCCGAGCCAGUACCGGAUUGGAUCGGCCGGAAAGCAGCAUUGAUCCAAAGUCCCAGGUCCACGAUUUGGGUGAGACAUUCUAA
Messenger RNA from Aspergillus tanneri, 1752 nucleotides. RefSeq names its product nuclear distribution protein NudE (gene nde1). Bases 1 to 1752 code for a protein of 583 amino acids. Gene Ontology annotation, cellular component: centrosome; kinetochore; kinesin complex. Gene Ontology annotation, molecular function: microtubule binding. NCBI's taxonomy places the organism in Eukaryota, Fungi, Ascomycota, Eurotiomycetes, Eurotiales, Aspergillaceae. Gene Ontology annotation, biological process: vesicle transport along microtubule; chromosome segregation; microtubule nucleation. The record is from RefSeq and is a predicted model, not a curated record. The transcript has 2 exons.